Saccharomyces paradoxus is the source of this 2925-nucleotide messenger RNA. RefSeq names its product serine/threonine protein kinase CDC15 (gene CDC15). Gene Ontology annotation, biological process: protein phosphorylation. The transcript has a single exon. Gene Ontology annotation, molecular function: protein kinase activity; ATP binding. Bases 1 to 2925 code for a protein of 974 amino acids. NCBI's taxonomy places the organism in Eukaryota, Fungi, Ascomycota, Saccharomycetes, Saccharomycetales, Saccharomycetaceae. The record is from RefSeq and is a predicted model, not a curated record.
AUGAACAGCAUGGCGGACACUGAUAGAGUGAACCUGACUCCCAUCCAAAGAGCGUCUGAGAAAUCCGUGCAAUACCACUUGAAGCAGGUCAUUGGGAGGGGUUCUUACGGGGUAGUUUAUAAAGCCAUCAACAAACAUACUGACCAAGUCGUGGCAAUCAAGGAGGUCGUGUACGAGAAUGAUGAGGAGCUUAACGACAUUAUGGCAGAAAUCAGCCUGUUAAAAAAUUUAAACCAUAACAAUAUUGUUAAAUACCACGGCUUCAUACGAAAGAGCUAUGAACUAUAUAUCCUCCUCGAAUACUGCGCUAAUGGCUCUUUAAGACGGCUCAUCUCAAGGAGCUCUACUGGGUUGAGUGAAAAUGAAUCGAAAAUCUAUGUUACACAGACCCUACUGGGGCUUAAAUAUUUACACGGUGAAGGUGUCAUCCACAGAGACAUCAAGGCGGCUAACAUCCUGCUGAGCGCAGACAACACUGUCAAGCUUGCUGAUUUUGGCGUCUCCACUAUUGUGAAUUCCAGCGCCUUAACCCUAGCGGGCACGCUCAAUUGGAUGGCUCCAGAGAUCCUGGGCAACAGGGGAGCCUCUACGCUCAGCGACAUUUGGUCUCUGGGAGCCACUGUAGUUGAGAUGCUCACAAAGAACCCACCCUACCACAAUCUAACAGACGCAAAUAUCUACUACGCUGUCGAAAAUGAUACCUACUACCCACCUAGUUCCUUCUCUGAGCCACUAAAAGAUUUCUUAUCCAAAUGCUUUGUGAAGAACAUGUACAAGAGGCCGACAGCUGACCAGCUACUCAAGCAUGUGUGGAUCAAUUCCACGGAAAAUGUGAAGGUUGACAAGCUCAACAAAUUCAAGGAGGACUUCACUGACGCUGAUUAUCAUUGGGAUGCCGAUUUCCAAGAGGAAAAACUAGACAUAUCUCCCUCUAAAUUCAGUCUGGCAACGGCUCCUGCCGAGUGGGCAGAAAACAAUCAAGAAAUGGAGUUAAUGCCGCCCACGGAAAGUCAAUUACUGAGCCAAUUGAAGAGUCCAUCCAAGCCUCUGACGGAGUUGCGCGUGCUUUUCAGUGUUUGCUCUCUUGAGAACAUCGCAGAUACAAUCAUUGAGUGUCUGUCGCGCACGACUGUUGAUACACAAUUAAUAAUUGCAUUUGGAUCUAUUUUCGCUUAUGACACCCAACAUAACCACUCUAGAUUGCGACUGAAGUUCAUCGCCAUGGGAGGAAUUCCGUUAAUCGUCAAAUUCGAACAUUUGGUCAAAGAAUUCGUCAUUGACUACCCUCAGGCUUUGAUUGAAUGUGGAAUAAUGUAUCCUUCGAAUUUUGCAUCGCUAAAAACCCCUAAGUAUAUUUUGGAGCUCAUUUAUCGGUUCUACGAUUUAACAUCCACGGCCUUCUGGUGUCGCUGGUGUUUCAAACACCUCGACAUAUUGCUCCUUCUGAACAACCUUCAUGAAAGAAGGGCACAAUCCAUACUACUAAAACUUUCAUCGUAUGCGCCCUGGUCUUUUGAAAAAAUCUUGCCCUCUCUGAUUAACCACAGAUUAAAGAAAAAAAUCCUAAUCAGCCCUCAAAUCACUUACAUAGUCUUCAAAUCAAUAAACUACAUGAUAACCACGAAUGACGAUAAAAUCCACAAGUCUGCUAUCCCUUCUUCUUCCUCGUUACCAUUGUCCUCCUCACCCACAAGGAACUCACCAUUGAACUCAGUGCAGUCUCCAUCAAGGUCCCCUGUUCAUUCUUUAAUGCCAACACGUCCGUCUUCUCCAAUGCGACACAAGAGCGUCUCAAACUUUCCGCAUCUGACCAUAUCUUCAAAAUCAAGACUGCUCAUUGACUUACCGGAGGGCUUUUUUACCUGGCUAACUUCUUUUUUUAUCGACAUGGCCCAAAUCAAAGAUCUAUCUGUUUUAAAGUAUUUUACCAAGCUUUGUUGCCUCACGGUACAUAUAAACAACACAUUGUUGAAUGACCUACUCAACAACGAUGCCUUUUUUGCUUUUAUUCAGAAUAUUGAUACCAUCACCCCUCUUAUCGACGACACAAAAACAGCAGCCUUCAUCUGGAAACAGAUCACUACUAUAUGCGUUGAUAUGAGUUUGGAUAUGGACCAAAUGAGCCCUUCUUUGUUUUCUAUAGCUAUGAAUUUCAUAAAAAAAAAGAACAACACGUCUAUCAGUGGAUUGGAGAUCAUACUGAACUGCUUGCAUUUCACGUUACGCAAUGCACAUGAUGAUGUAGCUCCUACAAUGGGCUCAACAGAGUCUCAUAGUGUUUUUCUCAUAAAGGUCAACAAUGACGUUGCUAUUGAACUACCGAUUGGUCGAUUGGUUGACCUGUUUUACGCAUCGAAUGAUGAUGACGUCAACCUCAGUAAACUAAUUAGCAUUUUCACCAAGAUAUGCUCAUUUCCCGGUUUUGAAAACCUUGCAAUUGAUAUCAUAUUUCACCCGAAUUUUUAUGAAAAGAUUAUUUCCUUCUUUAAUACUUAUUUCAACAGUCUGCUCAUUCAAAUUGAUCUAUUGAAAUUUAUAAAGUUAAUAUUCACAAAGUCGUUAUUGAAGGUAUAUGACUACACGGGAUUGCCAGAUCCCAUAAAACAAACGGAAUCAAAUCGUCACAAUAAGGCCACUGUUUUCAAACUCCGAGCCAUACUAGUACAAAUAACGGAGUUCUUAAACAACAACUGGAAUAAGGAUGACCGAAAAAGGAAUUUCAAUCAAGUUGGGGGGGACUCGGUUUUGAUAUGCCAACUAUGCGAGGAUAUUCGUUCAUUAUCGAAAAAGGGAAGUUUACAAAAAGUUUCGAGUGUCACCGCAGCAAUUGGUAGUUCACCAACAAAAGAUGAGCGCACUAAUUUGCGAUCUUCCAAAGCCAAAAGCGACGCCUUUUCCGUUCCCAUUACAUCAUUUCAAACAUAA